Messenger RNA from Coccidioides immitis RS, 4882 nucleotides. Its product is annotated as pre-mRNA splicing factor. NCBI's taxonomy places the organism in Eukaryota, Fungi, Ascomycota, Eurotiomycetes, Onygenales, Onygenaceae. Gene Ontology annotation, molecular function: RNA binding; protein binding. Bases 1 to 3891 code for a protein of 1296 amino acids. Gene Ontology annotation, biological process: RNA processing. The transcript has 4 exons. The record is from RefSeq and is a predicted model, not a curated record.
AUGGAUAUAAAUUCGCUCUUGUCCCACGACUCGACGCCCUCGAGUCAGGCUCGUAAUCCGUCGGCCAACUCGCCUCGCAGAAGGCCGUCUCACAAUCUUCGCUCCAACCCAGCGAGGCAGAACAUGACCUCUUCUCCCCUCGUUCACCAGGUUCUUACGCCUUCGAAUCUGCGCGAACCGUCCCCGCCUGCCAUCAGUCCUGUAAUUGGGCCUGUGCGAUCCAGCGGCGGGACUCCACCUUCCUCCGAUUUGCCUCCGCCCAGACAGGCGUCGACUCCGGGAAUGGAUACCCUCGCUGAUCUCGCCUCGAUGCAGCAGCAUCAGCCACAGCGGUCUAACGCCCCGAGACUGAGGAAUGCCGAAUCCUACGAAAGCCAGCUCUCUCCGUCGACGAUGUACCCAAACGUACCUCCGGUUGCCCACACCACUCCGACGCCUCGCCCCUUUGAAAGCAAUGCGGCCGAUGGGUCCGGUGAUACACCGAGGAGAGAUUAUUCCAACACCUGCCUCGCCCCGGAUGCCCGUAAGCAAGCGACCGAUCUUUGCGCCGAGGUCCAGCGCAAUCCCCAUGCCUACGACGCCCGCGUCAAGUUCAUCAAGCUGCUCCACCAGGGCUUUGUUGACCACGUCUACCCUCCGUCGUCGCCUGGCUCUCGUGGAGAUCCCCACAAGUACGAUGUCCUCAAGGACCUCCGCGCAGCCCGUGAGGAAUUGGACAACCUAUUCGCGAUCGGCGAGGACCUCUGGGUGGAAUGGAUACAGGACGAGAGCCUGCUUGCUCGCACAGUAGAGGAACGCAUCUCUGUGAUGGAACUGUGUCAGAGAUCCGUCGAAGAGGAAUUUGGAAGUACUAGACUCUGGAUUAUCUAUGGGGACUGGAUGUUAUAUCUCUACAAUUCCGCUUCCAAUUCUGGAGAGCCGGCGGCUUCUCAGGCGCAAUGGUCAGAGGAGGAUAAGGUCGUGGGUCGUGAGGUGUUUGGCUGGCAGUCGGUUAUGGAUGUGUGGAGGAAAGGCGCCGAGGCCACGAGAUGGCGUAUUAGCGACAGCCACCUCGUCUGGAAUCGAUAUCUCGAGCUUACCAUGCGAGAUCUUGCCAGCUCACCCACCUCCGAAAAGGCAUCCCAAGUCCGAGCCUUGUUCGAGAGCAGACUGCAGACUCCUCACAUGGCCUGGGACCAGACGUUUCAAAUAUUUUCCAAUUUUGUUUCAACUUACUACAAUGCCAACUAUGAGGAUAUCAUGGUCAGUACUAAUGCGAAAGCGGGGGAAAUAAAAGCCAUUUGUGAUGCCAGAGAGACAAGCGAAUUGGCCCUGCAGCGUGCCGUCGAGUCGAAUGACACUACGGCUGAAUGGACCGCAUACACCCAGUAUCUCGAGUUGGAAACUACGCACAAGUACAAGAAGCCUUUGUACGGCUUUCAGUUGAUAACGGCGUUGUUCCAGCGUGCUCUGCUGCGAUUCCCGACUGAUGCGAACCUCUGGGAUGACUACGUCAUAUACAUCGUCAAUGAGUCGAUGCAUCGCCGCACCAAUGAGCCCGUCAUUCCUAUCCUAGAGCGUGCUGCAAGGCACUGUCCCUGGUCCGGUUCUCUCUGGUCUCAACUCUUAUUAUCCGCGGAGCGAGCCGGCUAUUCCUUCCAGGACAUAUCCGAUUUGAAACAUAGGGCCACCCGUACCGGAUUGCUCGAGGCUGCAGGUGUCGAUGAGGUGUUGAAAGUUCACACCACCUGGUGCAGCUACCUCCGGCGGCUGCCGUUUCAGUCCAAUUCUACGGAUGAGGAUUUAGACGUGGCAGAAGUGGGGAUGCGGUCCGCGAUCGAGAGUGUCCAAGCUAUAGGCGACAAAGGCGACAAGACGGUCCCGAACGAUCCUCUCUUCCGCCUCGAACGGAUAUAUAUCCGUUAUCUGAGCGAAAGCGGUAGCUGGGAUAGUGCCAGAGAAACAUUCAAGGGCCUGGUUGGGCGUCAUGGUCAUACCUACGAGUUUUGGCUCAUGUUUUAUACGUGGGAGCUCUUGUGCUGGAGUAAAUUUACACAAGGCGACGGUCCCCGGAAAGCCCCCAGUCCUCACUACGCGACGGCGGUGCUGAAGCAGGCGCUGCAAAGAGAUGACUUGGACUGGCCCGAAAAGAUAAUGGAUACGUAUAUCGCGCAUUGCGAGCAGUACGAAGAUGCUGAGGAGCUUCAGCUGGCCAUCGUCGAGAUCCGAAGGGUCUCCAAAAGGGUUGCGAAGCGACGAGAAAAAGAAGCUUUGGAGGCAGCGGCUCAGCAGCAAGCAGCGGUUGCUCAGGCAGUGCAGGCAGCUCAGAAUAACGCUGAAGACACGGUGCAUGUUGGAAAGCGAAAACGUGAAUCCGCAGACGUCAACGGCUUGGCUAGCAAAAAACCAAAGGCCGAGGUUAGCGAAGCCAAACCUGCGGAACCAGAGGCGGAGCAUGCUCCCAAACGCGACCGGGAAAAUUCGAGUGUUUCGGUCAAAAACCUGCCUAGGGAUGUCCCAACCCUCAAAAUCCGGCAGUUUUUCCGUGAUUGUGGGAAAAUCAACGCCGUCACACUCCUCCCGGCGGAUGGUGAUUCUGCCUCUGCGAUCGUCGAGUUCGACUCGAAAGAUGAUGCGGAAGUUGCUCAGACGCGGGAUCAAAAGGUUUUGGAAGGGCGUGUGCUUAGCGUCCAAUUGGAAACCAAAGCAACACUUUUUGUUACAAACUUCCCACCCGAAGCCGACGAGUCCUACAUUCGACGGAUAUUCAGCCCACAUGGUGAGAUUGUUGAGGUGCGAUUCCCGUCUCUCAAGUUUAAUACCCACAGGCGGUUCUGUUAUGUGCAGUUUGCUUCUGCAGCCGAUGCGCAUGAUGCACUCGAGUUAGAUCAUAAGUCCGUGGGGAAAAAUUUGAACCUCGUGGUGAAGAUAUCCGACCCCUCGAAACGCCAAGCUCGUUCUGGUGCGUUCGAGGAAGGCCGGGAAAUCCAUAUCUCAAACCUUGAUUGGAAGGCUACUGAAGACGACCUAAUUGAGCUCUUUACGGCUUUUGGCAAAGUCGAAGUUGCGCGCAUCCCAACGAAGGCCGACGGUGGCAGUAAGGGGUUUGGGUUUGUAGCAUUUUCCACACCGGAAGCUGCAAAUGCGGCUUUGGCGAUGGACCAGAAAGAGUUUCGCUCCCGACCGCUCCGUGUCAGACUGUCUACGCACACCGGCGCAAAACGCCAAUCUACUACCAUAAUUUCGCGCGUUGGGCGGUCCAAGUCUCCAUCCAUGGAACCAAAUGGAGGGGCUUCGCCAUCCACCGCUUCGGUCAAUCAAGCCGACUUGCCAGUUGGUGAAAGGAACCUUCGCACUCUCGGUCUAAUGAAUAUUCCCGACACCGUCAACGAUGCCCGUAUUCGUACUCUAGUCGAGCCGUAUGGACCUCUUGUGAAGAUAAUUCUUCGCCCUGACCAUCAAGGUGCUAUUGUCGAGUUCAUGGACGUGGGUGAUGCUGGAAAGGCGGCCCUUGGGCUCGACGGCCAGGAGAUUGCACCGGGUCGUCAGAUUCGCGUUGGGCCAGUAUCAGAAAUGCUGAAGCAGCCGCCCGAGCAUAAAGUGGAUCGUCUUCAAGUUGGAAAGCAAAAGCAAAAGCAAAAGCCGGCGCUCAUGGUCCAGCCUGCCGCACCCAUUUCGAGACCUGGUCAACAGGGUCGUGCGGGAAGAAGAGGCGGAUUAGGUGUAAAGAAAGGCGCCUUCAACGGGAAAAUUGGGCCCGCUUCAAUUGCCACGAAAGCAGAAGCACAGCAGUCUUCUGCAGAUCGAAUUUCCUCCCAUGAUCACAUAUUAUCCGAGGCCCCGAAGCCAAAGAGCAAUGACGAUUUCCGAGUCAUGUUAAGUCAACCCAAGACUAAGUCAGAGGAGAUAUGAAUAAAAUUCAUGCACAAAUAAAAUCAUGAAUUUGCCGGCUCUCCUAUCCAGUCAGCGCUGGCGUUGUUUCUUUUAUUAUAUAUAUAUUUUUUUAUGUGACAAAGUAAUGAUUUCGGGCUGGUUAAGGGAGGAAAAGAAAAAAACAGAAGUUGAAUGGCAAAACGGAAAACGAGACCGCGAAUAAGGACAACCCAAAAAAUUUUAAUUGCUAAUGGUCCACCGGCAGCCGGAAUGUGGUUUGCCUCCCGUCUAUUCUCUCCCUAAAAAGGCGGAAGACGCCAGUUGGCUGGGAUUGGCACAACGGGAGGGCUGGUGAUGGGUGGACGGUAUGACUUUUUACUUCCCCAUCCCUGCCUUUUUCAUCAUCUUUUUAAUUCUCUAUAUGGCAUGACAUAACUACCUGAUCUUGUUCUACUGCUAUGUUUUAUCUUUCUUUUAAUUUUUGCAGGCUUUGUUUCUCUAUAUAUUGCCUUUGUUUUUCUAGUGUAUUCUUGUUCAUGUUACCCAUUCCAGCAAAUCCUCAUCUGCACCCCCUGAUGCUUUGUUUUUCAGCACACCUCAAGGUUUUACCAUAUGUGUUUUGUUCAAUUUUUUUUAAAGCUUUCUUCUUAAAUUGUGACUCCCCUGUAUUAAUCCUCUGCAGUAUUAUUGUGUCCUUCGCAUGUUGUCCUUUUUUUUUUUUCCUGUCGUGUGGCAUGGGUUACUCGGCUCUGAAUGAUAAUGGAGGUGAAAGGGCUAGAGGGGAGGAAAACAUUCAGCUUUGCAUUUAGUUAUUUUCUAUUCUGCCUCCUUGAAUUCCGAAACGCAUUGUACGCAUCGGGGGAGUAAAGUGCUUUUUCGCAAACUGGUUUUGUUUUGGAGCAUGAUAAUGUACGCUACGAAGUGCUUUCACAACUCCACAUGAUGAUCAUGCAGUUAAGAAAGGAGUUAUAAUGCAAAUAUCUGGCGAGUUACAUGGCCCUUCAGGGGUGUGGUCGCGAUGCUAGAGCAA